Molecule: messenger RNA, 564 nt
Organism: Ilyonectria robusta
Lineage: Eukaryota; Fungi; Ascomycota; Sordariomycetes; Hypocreales; Nectriaceae
Exons: 3
Coding region: 144-458 (104 amino acids)
Source: RefSeq, a predicted model, not a curated record
GUAAGGCACCCACCGCAAUUGGUGGGUCUGAUUGCAAUUGCACAUCAGAUGUUCGGCCAACUCCAAACACUCCCUCCAAGGCCGACAAUUUCCAAUUGAAUCAUCACCUCUGGACCUCACACAGACCCUCCCCACUCAUCAAGAUGCGUUCUACCGCCGCCCUCCGAAUGUUCAGGCAGACGCCUCGCAUGCUGCGACCCGUUCCCAAGGAGGACCAGGCUGGCCACACCGUCUCUCAGCGACUCCGAAAGCUCAAGCAGAUCCCCCCGGAGCUGUACCCCCUCGGUAAUGCGACCCGCCGCUCCAUUGAGCCUUUUCUUGUGCUAAUUGCCUUCUCAGCCGUCGUCGUGGCCUUUGCUCUGGGCGCCGCCACCUACUCCAUCAGCCGCAAGUUCCUUGUCGACAAGAACCUCCGUCUUGCGCGACAGGGCCCGUCUGCCCGUGCUGAGGAGCACUAAGCUUGUGCGCGGGGUUUCGGGAACCUGCUGGGAUUGUCUGUCCAUUAGCCGUCAGGGAGCAGUGUUGUAUAUGUCAAAGAAGAAGAGCAGGGUGUUCAAUCAAGCA